Molecule: messenger RNA, 3387 nt
Organism: Anolis sagrei ordinatus
Lineage: Eukaryota; Metazoa; Chordata; Lepidosauria; Squamata; Anolidae
Gene: PTPRR
Product: protein tyrosine phosphatase receptor type R
Biological process (GO): signal transduction; peptidyl-tyrosine dephosphorylation
Cellular component (GO): plasma membrane; cell junction; cytosol
Molecular function (GO): protein kinase binding; protein tyrosine phosphatase activity
Source: RefSeq, a predicted model, not a curated record
UCAAGCAUGCUCACUGCCCAGGAAGGAGGCGGCCCCGAUGGGAAGCCAGCGCUGACUCGGCCAGCCAGAGCCUGAGCAGGAGCCACAGCGCGGCGGAGGGAGGCUCUCCCCUCGGGGCUGUAGGCUGGCAGCAUGGGCAGCAAGGGAGCCUGCCUGCCCCUGGUCUACCUGCUCUUCCAGCUCCAAGCCGCAGGCUGCUUUUCAGGAGACAAUGACCAUUUUUUGGCAAUUCAACAAAAAAAGAGCAGGAAGCCCAUAUUCAUUUAUCACCAUGUGCAAAGUGUCGAAAAAAGUUUGGAUACCAAUGAUCAGAUGGAUUAUGGGCCCAAUUUCUACUUGCCUUCCAAGGCAAAAUUAAGCAAACUGCACUCUGCCAUUAUGGUUAAAUCAGCGUUCUCUCAACCUGCACAUGACCCGUCCCUCAGUCUCUUAGCUAUGACUGAUGGAGAGGAUCAGGAAGUGGAAAAUCUGUCCAUCCCACCUGCUAAUGUGAUCACCGUGACUCUGCAAAUGGAUGUAAACAAGCUGAAUAUCACAUUGCUUCGGAUCUUCCGUCAAGGAGUAGCUGCUGCUUUAGGACUGCUGCCACAGCAAGUGCACAUCAACAGACUCCUUGGCAAGAAAAACUGCAUUGAGCUCUUUGUAUCACCGGUAAAUAGGAAAGGAGCUUAUGAUACACUCCCAUCAGAAGAAGUCCUGAGGUCUCUUAACAUCAAUGUACUGCACCAGAGUUUAUCCCAGUUUGGGAUUACAGAUGUAUCACCAGAGAAAAAUGUUCUGCAAGGCAAGCACGAAUCAGGCAAACUCUGGAGCAAAGAAGGGUUUUAUGCUGUCAUCAUCUUUCUCAGCAUCUUUGUUAUUAUUGUGACAUGUCUGAUGGUUCUGUAUCGACUGAAAGAGAAAAUACAAUUUUCGGUCAGGCAAGAUAAGCAGAAAAAACAGGAAAUUCACCUUUCUUCCGUCCCACUUCAGAAAGCUCCAUCUGAGUACAAAGCAGCAAACAGAAUGGUUCAACCUGAACAAGCUCCUAAAGUUGUAAAUGUUGUGGUUGAUCCUCAAGGACAAUGUCCUCCUGAGUUCAAGUCCAGCCUUUCAGCCAGCCCAUCACCUUUCAAAAUGAAACCAGUGGGAUUGCAAGAAAGGCGAGGAUCCAAUGUUUCACUCACCUUAGAUAUGAGCAGCUUAGGAAGUGUUGAACCUUUUGUAGCUGUGCCCACACCAAGAGAAAAAGUAGCAAUGGAGUACCUCCAGUCUGCUAGCCGGAUCUUGACAAAGCAGCAGUUAAAGGACACUGUUACAAGUUCUCAUUUGCUUCAGACAGAAUUCAUGGAAAUUCCCAUGAAUUUUGUGGAUCCUAAAGAACUUGACAUUCCCAGCCAUGGAACAAAAAAUCGUUAUAAAACCAUCCUUCCAAAUCCUGUAAGCAGAGUCUACUUGAAACCAAAGUACCCAGGGGAUACCUUGAGCACCUAUAUAAAUGCAAACUACAUCAAGGGUUACAGUGGCCAGGAGAAAGCUUUCAUUGCAACUCAGGGACCCAUGAUUAAUACAGUCAAUGAUUUCUGGCAGAUGGUAUGGCAAGAGGAUAGUCCUGUUAUUGUUAUGAUCACAAAACUGAAAGAGAAAAAUGAGAAAUGUGUGCUCUAUUGGCCAGAGAAGAGAGGUAUCUAUGGGAAAGUAGAAGUACUUGUCAACAGUGUGCAAGACUGUGAGAAUUAUACUGUCCGUAAUCUUACACUAAAGCAAGGAGGCCAGUCAAGACAAGUCAAACACUAUUGGUACACAUCCUGGCCAGACCACAAAACCCCAGAUAGUGCUCAACCACUUUUACAGCUCAUGCUGGAUGUCGAAGAAGACCGGAAGCCAUCAAUUGGAAGAGGACCUGUCAUUGUGCAUUGCAGUGCUGGAAUAGGAAGAACUGGAUGCUUUAUUGCUACUACUAUUGGGUGUCAUCAGCUCAAGGAAGAAGGAGUUGUUGAUGCAUUAAGCAUUGUCUGCCAACUGCGUUUGGACAGAGGUGGAAUGGUCCAAACCAGUGAACAGUAUGAAUUUGUGCAUCAUGCCUUGAGCCUCUAUGAAAGCAGACUCUCUGCUGAAGUGGUCCCAUGAAUUCAAGAAGGGAGAAUCAAACGAGUCAAUCUCUCUUGAGGUAAUUGAUUUAUUACCUACCAGCAACUUCUUCAAGGAGUUUACGGCUAUGGAAGAAAAGGCAUUGCAGUCAGCUUGUAAAAGGAAUGUGGAUGGUUUUUUUAAAAAAAAUAUGCAUAAACGAUUGGUGGAUCCUUGUCUUGAAUGUAAUGUGAGUUCCCUGAAACAGUUUUACUGAAGGUUAAUGUACCAAUGUUACAUUUGGAUUUUGCAUAUAUCUUAUGGGAGAUUUAUUUCUGUAUUAAUGGAAUCUGCCACACAGAAUGUAUGUAUGUAUGUUCUAUAACAGCUGGACAUGGGAAAUUUAACUGAUGAAAUGUGUAUAAACAAUUUAACGUUUGCAAAAUUUGUCUUGUGAAAUAGGCUGUCAGGUGUUCAACUGUACCUGUUAAGUGCUAUGACAUAUUUUGUGAUAAAUGUAAUUUGGAUUCAUGUGGGAUUCUUGCUGCUAAAAACCACAAGUGAUUGAUUAUGAAUUCAAAUGAAAUUGAGGGGGGAAGUUUUUAAAAGUCAGUAAAAAUCAAUUGAUUUUGAAAUUAUACAAAAUCAGUUUGUAUUUUAUAUAACAGCUCUAGUAAGUACUCUUAGGUAUUUGAUGUGUAUAGCAACUUCUGUAAAGCAUUGCGGAACACAAUGGUUACAACACAAGGAGAAUAUUUCAUGAGCAAGCCCGAUUAAAAGAAAGUUGGAAAAGAAGCCCAUAUUGUCAUGUAGGUUCAAAUGUUGUGGAAUUUGAGCUCAUUUCAAAAGGCUUGUUCAAAAGUGGUUUCCAAUGGGUUGAGUCCAGUGUCUUCUUCAAUGUUAUGUAUUUAUUCAGUACUGUUUAUUGUCUUAGAAGCUACUUUAUGCUCCAGGACAGAAUCCAGUGUAUUUCUAAAUCUUGUGAGACAUUUUACUUUUGAGGGCAGGGAGACUUUGUUACAUAUAUUUAAAAAUAAAAAUUUUAAAUAUCUGCCUGUCUUUUACUAAAAUGUUGGAGUUUUUUCUAAUAAAAUGUCAAACCUUUCAUUCCUUUUAAUGAGAGAUGGACGUUUUGGAGGUGGAAAUGUAGAAUACUAUAUGAAAAAUGAGGAUCUUUCUUUCUUUUGUUUAUAUCUUGGCAAUGAUCUAGUUAUUUAGCAGGUAUGCCUCUUUUUUUGGAAACAGAUAUAGGGUUUCAGCAUUGUAUCAAAUAAUGAGUUUAUUAAACAGUGAUGUUCUGCUUCAUAUAGCCAAUAAACUUGGUAUAAAAUAUCUGAA